Elgaria multicarinata webbii is the source of this 2337-nucleotide messenger RNA. Its product is annotated as zinc finger protein 883-like. Gene Ontology annotation, biological process: regulation of DNA-templated transcription. The transcript is spliced from 5 exons. NCBI's taxonomy places the organism in Eukaryota, Metazoa, Chordata, Lepidosauria, Squamata, Anguidae. The coding region runs from base 46 to 1926 and encodes 626 amino acids. The record is from RefSeq and is a predicted model, not a curated record.
GUUCUUACGUAUUUGGCAGAAGGUGAAGGUGAUCCUUCAACCCCGAUGGAGGCUGCCUUGGGCAACACAUUGGAGACAGAAAAACAAAAUUCAGCUGGUCCAGAGGGAAGAAAAGUCCCCCAGACCCCCCAGGUGGGGAGCAGCAGAAACCACUGGGAAAUGUCUGUGCAGAAGAUGUUGGGGGAAGACCCCUUCAGCUCAGACUUUCAGCAGCAGCACUUCAGACGAUUCCGCUACCAGGAGGCCGAGGGUCCCCGAGAGGUUUGCAGCCGACUCCACAAUCUGUGCCGACAAUGGCUGAAGCCAGAGCAACACACGAAGGCUCAGAUCCUGGACCUGGUGGUCCUAGAACAGUUCCUGUCUGUCCUUCCCCUGGAGAUGGAGAGCUGGGUGAGGGAAUGUGGAGCGGAGACCAGUUCCCAGGCGGUGGCCCUGGCCGAAGGCUUCCUCCUGAGCCAGGCAAAAGGGAAGAGGCAGGAAAAGCGCCAGGUCCAGGGACUGUUGGCGCAAGGGGCUGCUGAUUUCCCCGAGGGAGCGAAGGCUCCAUCCGGCAGGCGAUCGAGAGUGCCGUCCAGGGGGAUCCAGGCUGGCAGAGAGGCCCCCUCGCUGGGAAGUGAAGCGAUGCUGGAGAAACAUUCUGGGUUGUCCCUUCUUGGCAGUGGAGUGGGAAGAGUUCCUGCACAGUCAGACCAGGGCCCGGUGACCUUUGAGGAGGUGUCUGUGUGUUUCACCGAGGAGGAGUGGGCACUCCUGGAUCCGGACCAAAAGGCCCUGCACCGGGAAGUCAUGGCGGAGAACUGUCGCUGCGUGGCCUCUCUGGCUGAUGGAUGGGUGAGCGAGAAUGAGAAAAACGCACCCAGGGAGUCCCUGGAAGGACCCAGAGGCGGAAAGGAAGGACAACGGAUGAGGGGAGUCAAGCAGACGCAACGAGACGUGUCUUCUGCUCAUCGAGGUGAUGACAUCCGUAAAGACUCAGUCCAGAGAAAAACACAGAAAGGCAAUGUAGGCCUUAAGUGCUCACUGUGUGGGAAGAGUUUCAAUUGUAAAUCGAGCUUAAGGUAUCAUUUGAAAACUCACACUGGGGAGAAACCAUUUCAGUGUUCUGAAUGCGGGAAGAGCUUCCAUCACAGGCCACACCUUAUCCAACACCGAAUAACCCACACAGGGGAGAAGCCGUUUAAGUGCCUGGAGUGUGGAAAGAGCUUCUCUCUGAAGAGAACUCUUACUGAUCACCAAAGAACCCACACGGGGGAGAAACCAUUUAAAUGCUUGGAGUGCGGAAAGAGCUUUGUGCAGAAGGUGCGUCUUAUUUCCCAUCAAAUGAUCCACACAGGCGAGAAACCUCAUCAGUGCUUGGAGUGCGGAAAGAGCUUUGGUUGGAGGUCAAGCCUUGUCAAUCACCAAAUAUUGCACACUGCAGAGAAACUGUUUCAAUGUUCAGACUGUGGGAAGAGCAUCAAUUGGAGGGAAAGCCUUACUGAGCACCAAAGAACCCACAUAGGAGAGAAGCCUUUUAAAUGCUUGGAAUGUGGAAAGAGCUUCUCUCGGAAGAGAAAAUUGACUGAGCACCAAAGAACCCACAUAGGAGAGAAGCCUUUUAAAUGUUUGGAAUGUGGGGGGAGUUUCAUACCGAAAGUGCAACUAACUUCCCAUCAAACGAUCCACACUGGUGAGAAACCUUAUCAGUGCUUGGAGUGUGGAAAGAGCUUCGCUCGGAAGAGUUUCCUUACAGAGCACCAAAGAACCCACACAGGGGAGAAACCGUUUAAAUGUUUGGAGUGUGGAAAGUGCUUCGCUGUGAAGAGAAACCUUAUUGGGCACCAAAGAACCCACACAGGAGUGAAACCGUUUCAAUGUUUGGCGUGUGGAAAGAGCUUUUCUGUGAAAAGAAGCCUUACUGAGCACCAAACAACCCACACCAAAUAACCCACACAGGGGUUUGGAGUGCGGGAAGAUCUCACACAGUGUGAAACCUUUUAAUUUUUAGAAUGUGGUCACAGGGGAAAACCCUUCCCACCCAUGUUCCCCAGUGAGACCACCUUACGCCUCCCAUAUGUGCCUGCCCGGACCUUAAGAUUAUCCACAGGGGUCCUUCUCCAUGAGCCCCUGCCAAAGGAAGUGAGGCAGUUGGCUGCUAGGAGGAGGGCUUUCUCUGCUGUGGCACCCCGGCUGUGGAACGAGCUCCCCAGAGAGAUCCUACAUUCUUUUCCUUUCGUCGCCAGCUGAAGACUUUUUUAUUUUCUCAGUAUUUUGACACCUAAUUUAACUUAAAUUUAAACUCUGCUGUUUUAAUCUCAUAUUUUAACCUAUAUCAAUUUUUGCUGUGUGGUUUUAUCC